UUUUCUAUUGCAGUGAACACCUACCUCUUCAUGAUGCAAGCCCAAGGCAUCAUGAUUCGUGAAAACAUGAGAACAAUAGGAGCUCAGGUGUAUGAGCAGGUAGUCCGUAGCGCGUAUGCCAAGAGGAACAGCAGCGUAAAUGACUCAGAUUAUCCUCUUGAUUUGAAUCACAAUGAAACCUUCCUGCAAACCACAACUUUUCUUCCUGAAGAUUUUACCUACUUUCCAAACCAUACCUGUCCCGAGAGACUCCCUUCUAUGAAGGGUCCAGUUGAUGUAAAUAUGAGUGAAAUUACAAUGGAAGAUAUCCAUCAAGUAUUCUCGAAAGACCCUUCCAUCAAGCAAGGAGGCCAUUGGAAACCUAAUGACUGCCUGCCUCGUUGGAAGGUGGCAAUCCUGAUCCCAUUCCGCAAUCGUUAUGAGCAUCUUCCAGUUCUCUUUAGGCACCUUAUUCCAAUGCUUCAGAGCCAACGUUUACAGUUUGCGUUCUAUAUCAUCGAGCAAGCUGGUAACCAACCUUUUAACCGUGCCAUGCUCUUCAAUGUCGGCUUCCGGGAAGCAAUGAAGGACUUGGACUGGGAUUGUCUCAUCUUCCACGAUGUGGACCACAUACCAGAAAAUGACCGUAACUAUUAUGGAUGUGGACAGAUGCCAAGACACUUUGCAGCCAAGCUGGAUAAAUAUAUGUAUCUGCUACCCUACAAUGAGUUCUUUGGAGGAGUGAGUGGCUUAACAGUGGUACAGUUCCAGAAAAUUAAUGGCUUCCCCAAUGCAUUCUGGGGCUGGGGUGGAGAAGAUGAUGACCUUUGGAACAGAGUGCAAUAUGCAGGCUACACAGUGACUCGACCAGAAGGAGACACAGGGAAAUACAAGUCAAUUCCACACCAUCAUCGAGGUGAAGUGCAGUUCUUAGGAAGGUAUGCGCUGCUGAGGAAAUCAAAAGAGAGGCAAGCCCUGGAUGGUCUCAAUAACUUGAACUAUUUUCCAAACAUUACAUAUGACGCCUUGUAUAAAAACAUAACUGUUAACCUGACACCGGAGCUGGCUCUGGUGAAUGAAUAUUAAGAGGAGAUAAAACAUUUGCUUUGCCCUUUGCCAAGAAAGCAACACAUUAGACAUUCUUUUUGAGCAUCAUCAAGGACAACAAAUGCAUUGUCUAAUGAAGGAUCACAGUAUAGAAUAAGAUUUGAAGAAUGAGAUUGAAAGCGCACGCACAAAUCUUCUUAGCUGUACUGACCCAAUCCAGUUGUUUGUGCAGCAAGCCUAAUGACUUGAUUCGCUUUCUGGUGUUAAGAACAAUGGUGUGACCUGCUGCUCUCAUCUCUGCAUUCCGUCUCCUCCAGCAAUCUCGAAUACUGUAACUGUUCUGACAUGCUUUUCUCUCACGGAACCAGUUUGACUGAAUGACUCUUCGGCUGCUUGACUUUGGAUGCCAGAAGCAAUCCAGUAGGCAAUGGCCCUAAUGGGAGAACAAACAAAACUUAUACCAUUCUUCUACAUUUGUGUGGUUUUUUUAAAUGACCUGCUUGAAGUAUAUACAAUGGAAUCGCUUCUUAAAGAAGCGUAAGUGUAAAUAAGCUAUGUAAAUUGCCUUUUUUAUUUUCUUUUACAAUUCAAAACCCAAGCUAAAGGUUUAUGUCUUCAAGUCACUCACAUAGGCCCCGAUCCUGUAAACACUUGCACGUGUACUUAAAGGACUGACUUGCAUGAAUACAAUUAAGUGAAUGGGACUACUCAUGUGAGUAAAGCCAUUUUUUUAUGUUCGUGCAUAUGUGUUUACAGGACCAGGGACCUUAACUGGUAAGAUGCAGGAGUUUAGAAAUCUGAAGCCACAUCUGAUGACAAACCAUGGGGAGGGAAGGGUAUUGAAACCUACGUUAAAAGGAAAAGCAUCCAACUUGCAUCAUUUUGCAGCAGAUCCUGUGAAAAAUUAUUACAUCUUUCUAUUCUAUUCCUGAUGGCUUUCUUUGCCUAUAAACCCCUGGAUCCUAUACCUGCUGGCAAGUGCAAGCUUGGAUUGUAGACUUAAGUCUUUCACACCCCCCAUCCCCACCAUGUUCCUUUCCACCCCAAGAGCCAGUUUCAGCUGAAGGCCUAUCUGGUCUCCCUGAACACGUCCCCAAGCUCAUAUCUUCUCUCCUCUAUCAUGGUCUGUAGGUUUGGGCAGUUGGCUGCAGUUUAUUAAAUCUGCCCCCAACUUAACAGCAUUCUGCAGUGGUUCCUCUAAUAUAAUACUUUUUUGUUUUAUGCAAUAGUAUUUUGCUAUAUUUAUUGUAUAAAUGAAACGGUACACUGAACUAAUGUGUAUUAUAACCAUAGGCAUAACACUUGGUUAUGGUCUUUAACCAGAGAAAGCAUUGCGCGAGUACAAAUGGCAGGACAGAUUUAGCCACAGACUUAAAAUCACAAUGUGAAAAAUGAAGGACAUUAAAUUUAGUUCAGGAAAACAUAAGUAUCAAGAACUGAGGAGUUUGGUCCAUAUACCCAUCCAGUUUUAUAGGUUUUUUUUGUUCUUCCCUAGACAUGAUCUUUUUUGGUUGUGCCUAUUUAAUUUUUUUUUCUUUUGGCUUAAAACCAAUCCAUCAAUAUACAGCACGUACAAACGCACUUUUACUGGGCCUUCUGGCUAGUAAAAGCUUUUUGGGGGGUUGCUUUAAUGUAACAUGUAUAUUUUAUAUAUAUAUAUAGUGACUGUGAGUGCUUAUGCCUCAGAAGUUCUUUAACUUACUUUUAUCACAUUGUUUGCCUUCUGUUUUUCUAAACUCUAAUGGUUUACAUUGGUUUUCUUGGUUGCAUGGACAUAUGAUCCCCAUACACAUCUGCUGUGGGUGUGACUGACCAGGCCUCUCUUCUGUCUCUUGAGAAUAGCUUAGUUUAGAAAACAUGGAGUUCUUGUUGUGUAGAUCUUAUCAAUCAGCCUGCAUGAGAGGACAGAGUCUGCCCUUGAGAGUGCUGAUAAAUUUGUAAUUUAGGUUUAAAGUCUUUGAAUACAUGUGCUUUAAAAUUGCUUCCUGAGGGAAUCCUACAUGGUUACUUACAGACAGAGGUAAGGAUUUUCUUUUAUGGCGCAUAUAUAGCAAUAAAGACUUUUGCUUCUUACUCCUGUUCUGAUUAUUGUGGACCCUUUUCAAGUGCAGACCCUUUACUUCCCCUGUCAUACCUUUUCAAUCUUGAUGUUGCUAGAAAUCUUUAUUUAAUGGUGCUUCAAACAAGGAAUGUAUUUCAGAUGGUCUAAGUUCACCACCACCAGAAUCGUGCAUGUGUGUGUGAGUAGAUGUUAAAAGCUGUACUUGAGUUUGAAUCCUCAGCUUUCAAUGUGUAUUUACCAUCUGUUGCACCUUCUGUUUUAAAAAGACAUUACCUCUACUCAGAAAUGCACUCAUUUAAGGUAGGCGUAAAAGGGUCCAUUUCACCUAAUCAACAUCACUCUAAUUUUUCUCAAUCACAUUGAGUUGUUUUUUUUUUCCCUCUUUAAAAUGUGGAAUAUCUUAAAAUGUGCACUGUUAAACUUAUCAGCUAAGUCCAAUACUGUAUAGUAAAUGUAAUUGUUUAAAAAAAAAUCUGUUGAGCGCAUGUGCUGUUAUGGUGUAAAAAGUCUCAUACUAGAGAACUGUACAUAUUCUGGCAGCUGAAAUUCACCAAGGCCACUCAUUUAUCCCUUGUACAUCAACAUUGUGUACCAACCCUGCUGGGGGGCAGGACAUGAUCAAUGCUGAUUUCUCUUUUUUUUUUUUUUUAAAUAAGCCAUGUGGGUUUUUAUUUGCUUAAAAUAUUUAUUUAAAAUUUAUUUUUAAAGCUCCUCUUCUUCACAGAAGUUACCAACUGAGCAAGAGCCGCGUGCGGUUUUUUUUGUUUUUUUUAAUCAUUCACGAUCAGAGGUGGCAUUAACUCUAGCUAUAUCCUUUCUUCAUCAUGGCUUUGUGAGCUUCUUAAGUUUUUAAGAGGUGCCAGGGGUACAUUUUUGCACUGAAAUCUAGUGUUUUAAAACGCACACUUUUCAGCAAAGCAAUCCUUUGUGUCAUUACAUUUCUUUACUUAUGUGUUUGUACAUUUUUGUAUUUGUUAAUUUAUGGAUGAUUUUUCAGUAAAAAAUACAUAUUCAAGACCAAGGA
This is a messenger RNA of Gavialis gangeticus (Gharial), 4112 nucleotides long. It is a transcript of the gene B4GALT5, whose product is annotated as beta-1,4-galactosyltransferase 5. Lineage: Eukaryota; Metazoa; Chordata; Crocodylia; Gavialidae. The record is from RefSeq and is a predicted model, not a curated record. The transcript is spliced from 8 exons. The annotation marks the transcript as partial. Gene Ontology annotation, molecular function: UDP-galactose:glucosylceramide beta-1,4-galactosyltransferase activity. Gene Ontology annotation, biological process: carbohydrate metabolic process; glycoprotein biosynthetic process.